AAUGAUUUGAAACGGAAUUUCACAGACUACAAGCUAGUCUUUGGUAAAAUGAAUACAGUAUCAUUAGAAUGAAUUUGGAAUUAUUUGGCAAUAAUAUUUAGCUUAAAAAUUACCUCAAAUAGGAUAGGCUGCAAGAGAAACUGUGUCUUAUUGAGACGCUAUCCUCUUUAUUCCUGAGAAAAACGGAAUGCAAGUGAUUCCAAUGAAUUUCGAAUAAUUCUUUCAGUAUUGAACAUGAAUAAUAUGGGCUGCAAAGUGCAAACGAAACUGUUGUUUUGUUUAUGAUUGUUCAAAUCUUUUUGUAUUCGGAUGCAUUUAUUAAUCGAAUACUCCAUUCGAUUUUUAAUUUGAAUGACCUAUCCAUAGAAAUAUAAUAUUAUAUUUCUAUGGACCUAUCACCACCACAGAUUAUAGCAAAAUUCAGUGAUCACUACGCCUAACUCUAGCAUCGACUAGUUCGAGCAAAUGAUAAAACGAUUCCCAACAAGCAACAAUACAUGUUUGAAAGGUUGGAAGACAGAGUGAAGUAUUGGUUUAUGUUGAAUAUUGUUUUAGUUUAAAUCGACAUUGUGAAAAACUUUUGUGUUUGUGGUUUUACCGUCUUGAAAAAAACGUUGACAAAAUGUGUGAUCCACUAGGAAUGUAUAUAACUAGCGUUGAGAAAGAAGGAACAUUUCUUAAGCUUUGGGGGCAGAUUGAUAAAAAGGCUUCUAUGUACAUCGAAAUGUCGAUUCAUAACGCUUAUGGUAUGUUUGAAGAAGGCAAACAUAUGUUAAGUCCAGCGAAGCUUCAAAUCGGUGUUUUAUGUUGUGCAAAAUACAUAGAUGAAAAAUACUACAGAGCAAGAAUAAUAAAUGAUGAUACAAGAAGUCAAGGUACUGUCGAAGUCAAUUUUGUCGAUUUCGGAAACAGAGACUUAGUUUCUAUAGCUAAUUUAAGGUCUAUAGAAUGUUUUAAUGAAACAUUUAUAAAUAUACAAUCUUUAGCUUUGCCCUUCAUUCUGUCUGAAGUAAUUUGCUUUGGGAGUGAAUGGGAUGAUGCAACUUUAGAACAAAUAUCAAGACAAGUGCGGUACAUGGAAGUGUAUUACAAUGUGGUUUCAACACACUUGGGUUACAACAUUGUCAAAAUAUCUAUUUCUCAAAAUGAUUUAGCUUCCAUCUUGAUAAGAAAUAAUCUAAUGCAAUAUAUUUCACUUGAAAACCAGGAAUCCCUACUCUCUGAGAUGAUACCAAGAACCCCUAAAGUUAUGUCUCCAGCUGAUCAGUCUUUAUUACAGUACAAAUCCGUUACCUUAGAACCCAAUAGUCGACAUGAAGUUUAUGUAUCAUAUAUCACUGAUGGACCUUGGCAUUUUUCUGUUCAACUGAAAAAGAGCGCAGGAAUAUUGGCUCAGUUGAUGAGAGAAAUUAAUUCAAUUCCAUUGAAACCCUUUGAUGAAUUACCAAUCCCUGGGACAGUAUGUUUGGCUAAGUGUAUCGAAGAUAAUCAUAUAUGCAGAGCUGUGAUUACUAAUGAAGUCGAUAACCAUUAUAAGCUCUUUUAUGUGGACUUUGGCAACACUGAAAUUGUACCCCCCGAUAAUAUAUACCAAAUGCCAUUUAAAUACAUCAUACCUAAAAUAAUGGCAGUUCGUUUAUCAUUAGAAGGUAUAGAUAAAUCCACUGUAACUCUCGAAAUGCAGUGCGCAUUCAAACAAUUUGUUGAUAAUCGAUUACUUAUGAUGGAGGUGUUUCCAUCCAAAAAGAAGAUGUGUCUUCCGAAAUGUCGUAUGUGGGAUCCAGAAACAAAUACUGAUGUUUUGGAAAUACUGAAUAAGGCAGCUAAAAUUGCUUAUCCUAGUCCCAUUACUCUUCAUAGAGGCUUCACCCGAUCAGUGAAGGUUACUUUUGUAUAUAGUUGCAAUAAGUUCUAUAUACAUUUGAAGAGUAAUGAAGAAGAACUGAAUAUUUUAAUGGCUAAAAUACAAGCGUAUUGUAAUUCUGAUACUACUUCAUUCCUUGAAGAUCCCAAGAUUGACCAACCUUGUUGUGCCCAAUUCGCUCACGAUGGACAGUGGUACCGUAGUUUGAUAGUGGCAGUAAAUGAAGAUAACGUCAAAGUGAGGUAUAUCGAUUAUGGAAAUGAAGAGGAUGUACCUUGGCAAUCGCUGAAAACUAUAAAAGGGGAGCUUCUCAUCUCGAUGAGACCCCAAGCAAUUGAAUGCUGUCUCAACGGUUAUCAAAACAUGGGUGAAGAUUUAGAAAGGGACAAUAAGUUGGAGGAAUUGACAUUGGAUCAGGAAUUCACUAUAAAAGUUGUUGACAUUGUGAGUGGCAAAGCUUUGGUGGACCUUUUGGACUUUGAAAAUUGCAGCGUAACCAGCUUGCUUAUGGAUGCAAUGGUCAAGCAAAAAGUACAAGUUAGUCCAAACGAUAACUUUGAAAAUACUUCGAAUACAUGUAGCUCUAACAGAAACAAUAGUAAGACACAUGAUGCCGACUAUUGGUCCCCACGGGACAAAUCCCUGAACAGAAGAGAAACAUCCGAAAACUGGAGGUCAAAUACGAGAAAACGAAAUGGUUCUGCAUCGAAUGAAAGCUCUGAACCUUGGAGACAUGCAAACAACAAAAAAAACUCAGAAUGGAAUGAUAAAACUUCAAAUGAGAGUUUGAGAAGAGGAAGAAAAAGUUCUGAGAAUAGAAAGUUUCCCAGCACAAACCUUCGAUACGAUGGAAAGUAUAGAAAUAACAGGGUAGAUUUCAGUGGACGGAAUAACAAUUGGAACACUCCAGAACAAGACACAACUUUUGACAAAGAAAAUUCUCAAGAAAAGGAUUAUGGCUCGAACAAUCAUUCAGAGUGGAACGGUAGAGAACAAAACAGAGGCCGAAAUAGACCACCAAGACUAGAAAAUGGAGGAUUUAAUAAAAGAGACAAUGGUGGAUUCAAUAACAGAGAAGAUGGGGGAUUCGGUAACAGAGAAAAUGGAGGAUUUGGUAGAGAAAAUGGUUACAACAGAAAUAAAAAUAAAAAUUUUGACAAUUGGAAUACAGAUAAUACAUCUAAAACUCUAGGUGACGAUGAAGAAUAUCAGGGAGUUAAAAAAAAGAGAAGUUUCAAUGGAAACAACAGAAGUAGAACAGAUAAUGACGAUUGGGGAAAUAAGAAAAAUGAAAAUGUAUACAAUGGAAAUGAUUACACCGAGAAAAAAUCUUAUAGAGAAAAAAAUUCAUAUGACUCUGACAGCUCAUCCAAAAGGGGCAGACAGGAGAGAAACCAGAAUGGAAGGAACAAAUAUAAUGAUAGAGGAGAUAACAGGAAGAAAUCUUACAGAAAAGACCACGAGUUCAACUCGAACGACCGCGAACGAGGCGAUGGAAAAAAAUUCAGCCCAAGAGGUGAAUCCAGAUGGACCGAUAACAAUCACUCGAAAUCUUUCAACAGCUCGUUCAGUGCUGUCGAGCCGAAAGUCAUAGAUGCAGCGUCAGACGAUGCCGAAUUCCUGACCACAGACGUGAAUGGAACACAGAAAGUCACACUGAGCUGGUUCCACAACCCCUGCAGCUUCUUCGUUCAACUGAUGGAUUCCCAACAGACUUUCAGCACGAUGAUGGAAGAGAUCCAGCUGUUUUACAAGGAUCAGCCUCACGGUCAUUGCUCGGCAGGCGUGCCAGCUAUCGCCUUGUUCCCGGAAGAUGAAGUUUUUUACCGAUCCAGAAUCCUGAAGAAUGUUGGCAGUCAAUAUAAGGUCUACUAUGUCGAUUUCGGAAAUAUUUCUGUGGUGGAUAAAGUUUGGCCCAUCGAUAAGAAGUUCAUGGAGCUGCCAAUGCAGGCUGUCCCCUGCGGUCUUGGGGGCAUUCAGCCGGUUGGUAAUGAUUGGCCGGACCCGAACGCUUUCACUAAUUAUCUGCAGAAAGACAGUUUGGAUUGUGAGUUCCUGAAAUACGAAGUUGACAGAUUCAUGGUUAACCUUUACUCCAACAACGAAGACAUCAAAGAGCAGCUGGUCAGAGACAACCUCGCUAAAUAUAUCGAACUUAUCAAUCCGUCACCAGAUUUCGAAAUAUGCUUUCUAGAAACACACACCUUCCGUGCCAUGGUACAAACAGUGAACGAUUUGUCUGACUUUACCAUGUCGCUGCAUUCGGGUAUCCAAUUGAAGUGCUCAGCACACAAUUUGGCCCAAGCGACAGAAAUAUAUGUGGAAGAGUUGAAGCAGAAGGAGGGUCAAGUGGUGGUUGUAUACUGUGAUAGUCUAAACGGAGACAGAUUGGAAGUGACCUUAUACGAUCAUAUUGGAAAUAAACUGAACAUUUUGAAUCCAGACGAUGGCGCAUUCGAUUCCAUAGAACCGGUAUGUCCGUAUCUCCUGUUACAAUCGAAAGUGCAUGGAUUUGUGAGUGUUGUCAACGAAACUAGUAUUGUACUGCAGCCCUCAGAGUGUGCAGAUAACCUCCAAACAUUAUUGAAUGAAAUGUAUGAACAUUAUCAAAAUGUUACCCAAGAGGCUCCUCUUAUACCAGAAGAGGGUUACAUAUACGCCGUUUGCAGUGCCGAUUCCAACUGGUACAGGGGCUCAGUGAUCUCGUUCAAUGAUGAUAAAGUCACUGUAACGUAUAUAGAUUACGGGAAUACAGAAGAUGUCACGUUCAGCAAUCUUAGAGAGUUGGAUCCCAAGUUCUAUUGGUGGGACAGAAUGGCUAUCUUGGUACAUGUAAAUGUUCCUACUGCCGAUCUUUUCGAAAGACAAAUUGUAGCUCAAAUCACUUAUGGCGAUGUUGGUUUAGUUGGGGAAAUAUUAGAAGUUGAACCCGAUUAUGCACCUGAAGAAGCAGGAGAACAGCCUGAAAUGGCCAAUAUCAACCAGGAAUUCAGCACAAAUUGUCGCAUAACAGAAGAACCACAGGUUCCAGUUGUAACUUCAUCAAUUGAUAAAGAUGUAGAGCCCCAAAAUAUAUCCAACCAAGAGUCUAGUUCUGCUGGUGGAACAGCAGUCGUUCUCAGUCAUAUCGACAGCCCUAGCGACUUCUACAUUCAACUGGCGGAUUCGCAAGAUGCCAUUGGUGAGCUCCAAUCGAAACUGCAGGAACAGAUCGAUCAAAUGCCUGUUUUGGAGACCGCCUCAAUAGGGGGCCUUUGCGCUGCUCCAUAUUCUGUUGACCAGAUGUGGUACCGUUCCCAAAUUUUAGACGCUGAUGAAGACAUAACCACUGUGCGUUUCAUAGACUACGGUAACACGGACGUAAUCGACAACAAAACCACCCAAAUAAAGACGCUACCAGCCGAAUUUUUAGCUCUCGAAGAAUACGCCACCAGGUGUCGCCUUAAGAUCAAACCCCUAGAAGACGAGUGGUCCAAGGCCGCCUCUGACCGAUUCGAAGAAUUGGCCUACGCGGAAUCCGUCACGGUUCAGUUCGUGAACCAGGAUGAAAAGGCGAACCACGUCGAACUGUUCAGCUAUGGUGAAAACGUAAAAGACUUGAUGAUUGCGGAAAAUUUAGCAAUUUUAGACGAACAACUGGCCACUGAUCCCAAGCUAAAGGGCUACAUAAGUCAUAUGAAUUCCCCGUCGGAGUUUUGGGUCCAAUUGGACGGUUGGUGCCCGGAACUAGAAUGGAUAGCAGAACAAUUGUCCAACGCGUCAAGUUUUCCAGACUUGGAAGACUUCACUCCAGGCUCACUGUGUGCGGCAAUGUUCCCCGAUGACGAGAUGUGGUACAGAGCGAGGAUAUUGUCCAACACAGUAGCCGGUCUUGAGGUACUCUUCCUCGAUUAUGGUAACUCUUGCGUGUGUGGCAACCUUAAGCAGCUACCCGAACACUUGGUAAUGGCUCCCCCUCUAGCGCUUAAAUGCAGUCUCCACAAACCCGAAAGACUGCUCAGUUGGAGCCCCGAAUCCGCCAAAAAAUUCGUUGAAUUGUCCGCAGACGGUCAGACAGCGUUCACGGUUAAAAAAUUGACCACCGGUGAGACAUCUGUGGUGGAACUUUACGUGAAUGAUGAAGAAGUCUCCUUGAAACUAUUGCCAACGACCGAGGAGGUUUACGUUACUGAUGCACAGUCUAUGGAUAGUUUGGUCGUGUCGAAGCAAGGUGUUGCUUCAGAUGAGAGAUACAGACUGGAGAAGAUCCCUGGAUUCAAUUAUAACCAGGAGUCGGUGAAGAAGUUUGGCGAAUUAAACAAUGAAGGCAAAACUUUGUAUGGUAUGGAACUCCUAGAGGGCAACACCAUUCGGCUUUAUAUAAAUGGAUAUGACAUCAGGAAACAAAUCUUGUCGGUACUGCAGAAAGAAUUAUCUGAGAUAUCACAAGAUGGAACUUCUGAUAUAAAUGAUGUUGAAGCAAACGAACAAAAUAUUGAAGUAUCGCAUGAAGAAAUUUGCAGUAAAUCGCAUGAACAGAAGACUAAAGAUAGACAAGUGUUGGUUUCUGAAGAAUGCAUGAUUCCACAAGAAGACACUAUUAAUCAAUCUGCCCAAGAAGACUUAGUUGAAAUAUCUGAAAAUAAAAUUUCUGAAAAGAAUGAUGAUACUACUCAAAUUUCUGAAGAUUCCGAUAUAAUUGGUACAAUAGAGACAGAGAAAAAUAUCGAAAUAUCCAAUAUUCCACAGAUUGAACAACGAAUUGAGUUGAUUUCUGAAUUUGAUAAUAGCUCACCAAAAGAAGAUAUUAAUGAAGAAACAGCCAAAGAAGAGUUUCUCGAAGUAUCACAAAAUGAAACUUCAGAAAUAGACGAUAUCUCUCACAGAGAAGAAAUUAUUGAAGAGGAUGCUUCUGAAGUACUUGAUAAGAAACAGGCAGUAAAGGACAUUGAAAUAUCAGACAAGAAAGAAUCUCUCACGGUAUCUAAUGUUUCACAAAUCAUCGAAGAGUUAGUUUCUGAUGUAUGCAGCAAUCCACAAAAAGAAAACAUUCAUGAACUGGUACUUGAAGAAUCGUCUGAAAGUUGUAAUAUUUUGAAAGUGAAUCAAAAUCCAGAGGAAACAGAAGCUAUUGAAAUCGAUGUUAAUUAUGAAGCAAUGGACAUGGAACUUGAAUCCCAAAAAGAAUCAAACAUAAUUUCAAAUAUUGCAGAUAUCCAUGAAGAAGUUCAAGAAAUUCAAGAGGUAUGCAACAAACAAACAAAAAUAGAUGAGGGUAAAGAAACAGAAGAAAAUUGUCCAGAAAUAUGUGAUACUACUCUUUUAGAAAAAAGUGAUGGAACGAUUGCUGAGGAAAUUUGUGAUUUGCAAAUAGAGAAAAUUGAUGAAAUUAACAACAAAGAAGCCACUGAAACAACAAAUAUUGAUACUCCAGCAAUAGAUGUAAUUGAUACAGGAAAUCAUUCAACAGAAAUUAUAGAAUUACAUGAAGAAAAAUAUUCUGAAGCAUGUGUUAGUCAACAGGGAAUACAAAUUUUUACUGACAACGAUAAAAAAUGUUCUGAACUUUGCGAUGAAACAGAAAUGGAAGAAAAUAGUGAAGAAGAACAUAAAGCUACAAUUAUAGAAAAAAGUAAUGAAACGAUUGUAAUUUGUGAUUCACUAACAGAGAAAACUGAUGAAAUUAACAAGGAAGAAAUCACUAAAACAACAAACAUUGGUACACCAGCAAUAGAUGUAAUUAAUGCAGAUAAUUACUUUACAGAAAUUGAAGAAUUACAAGAAAAGAACGAAAAAUCUUCUGAAGUAUGCGAUAGUUAUCAGGAAAUAAAAAUUUCUAAUGAAAGCGAUCAAAAAUGUUCUGAACUUUGUGAUGAAACAGAAAUAGAAGGAAAUAGUGAAGAAGAAUGUAAUACUACAAUAAUAGAAAAAAGUAAAGAAACAAUUGCAGAGGAAAUUGAGAGAGAAAUGAGCCAAGAAGAACUGACUGAAACAUAUAAUGCAAUAGGUGAAUAUGUAGAAAAACUAGAAACAAAAGACAUUGAUAUGUAUGCUGAAAUAGACAUAACAGAAAUGACAGAAUCUCAAGAAGAGAGUGAAAAAUCUUCUGAAGUACAUACUCAACAGGAAAUAGAAAUUGUGAAUGAAAGUGAUAAAAAAAUUUCUGAACUUUUUGACGAAACAGAAAUGGAAGCAAAAAGCGAGGAACCAUGUGAUAAUACAAUAAUAGAAAAAAGUAAUGAAACAAUUCCAGCAGAAAUUUGUAAUUCACAAGAAGAAAUAAUUUAUAACAGUGUUGAAGAAGAAAAUACUGAUAAAUGUGAUAGACUUCAUGAAAUAAAUAGUGAACCUUCUACCAAAUUCGAAGAUGAAAAAUCCACUGAAAAAUGUGAUAUAUCAGGACCCUGUACCCCAAUUGAAUUUACAGAUAGGAUAAUGACUUCUUUCUCGGCACCUACAGUUUCAGAAAAAGAGUCAACACCCAAACUUUCACCAACCAAAAUUGUUUUGAAAUUGGAAAAAAGUUCUGGUGAUGUUAUCGAUGGCAAUUCUUUAAAAUUAGAAGACUAGAUGUUUUUAAGACCUUGAAUAUAUUUCGUUAUUUGUGUUAAGAGUUAUGUUAAAUUUCGUUAUUUUAAUUACCAAGUAUAACAUUUUUAUUUUUACCUUCAACAUUAUAAAAUAAAUUUUUUUAUGCUA
This is a messenger RNA of Harmonia axyridis, 8542 nucleotides long. RefSeq names its product maternal protein tudor-like. Gene Ontology annotation, biological process: spermatogenesis. Lineage: Eukaryota; Metazoa; Arthropoda; Insecta; Coleoptera; Coccinellidae. The record is from RefSeq and is a predicted model, not a curated record. The transcript is spliced from 15 exons. The coding region runs from base 623 to 8413 and encodes 2596 amino acids.